CGGCGGCUUCUGUCCCGGGCGGGACGAGGCCGCGCGUGCCCGAGCGAGCGGCCGUGACGUGCGGCGUGCUACGCCAGACGUCACGAUCCGUGUGUAGUGGCGGCGGGGCUAUCCUUGGCCGCGGAGCUUGGCGAAGGCGGUGUGGCCGCGGCGUGAGGCGUCUGGGGGUCGCGCGGCCAGCAGCGGAGAAGGCGAGGACAAGUACCCGGACGUCCCGCGUCCCGGCCGCGGAGUUGGCGCUCCCACCCCUUCUGCUUUCGGCGGCGCCGGCCCUCGGCUUCCUCCUUUCCUGCCCAGCUCCCCGCGGGCCUCCGGGCUGCUGUGGCGAGAGGCGCCGGGGGCAGCACGGGCUCCAUGUGAAGGAGGGCCGGGGCCUGGCCCCGCGGCCCGCGCCCGGCUGUCGCACGCCCCUCCGGCCCCCGGGUAGGCUCCGGGACCCCGGGCGGCGGUGACAGGCCGCGCGGGGGCGGAGGGGCGGGCCUGGCUACGGGCGCCCCUCCCCGGCCUGCGGCUCGCGACGUCCCCACGGAGUGGUCGGUGAUAAAGAAUGCUGACAGAACCGUUUUUUUAAUUGCCAGUUGUCAAGUUGGUUGCCAUGAUGGAUGAUCAGCAGGCUUUGAACUCAAUCAUGCAAGAUCUGGCUGUCCUUCAUAAGGCCAGUAGACCAGCAUUAUCCUUACAGGAAGUGAGAAAAGCAAAAUCAUCAUCACCAAAAAAACAGAAUGAUGUCCGUGUCAAAUUUGAACAUAGAGGAGAAAAAAGAAUCCUUCAAUUCCCCAGACCAGUUAAACUGGAAGAUCUGAAGUCUAAAGCUAAAAUUGCCUUUGGACAGUCCAUGGAUCUACAUUACACCAAUAAUGAGUUGGUGAUUCCAUUAACUACACAAGAUGACUUGGACAGAGCUGUCGAACUCUUGGAUCGUAGUAUUCAUAUGAAGAGCCUGAAGAUAUUACUUGUAAUAAAUGGAAGUACACAGGCUACUAACUUAGAGCCAUUGCCAUCACUAGAAGAUUUGGAUAACACAGUAUUUGGAGGCGAGAGGAAAAAACGACUUUCCAUGAUAGGACCCCCUAAUAGAGAUAGGAGUUCCCCUCCCCCGGGAUACAUUCCAGAUGAACUGCACCAGGUUGCCCGGAAUGGAUCGUUCACUAGCAUCAACAGUGAAGGGGAGUUCAUUCCAGAGAGCAUGGAUCAGAUGCUGGAUCCAUUAUCUUUAAGCAGCCCUGAAAAUUCUGGCUCAGGAAGUUGUCCAUCACUUGAUAGUCCUUUGGAUGGAGAGACCUAUCCAAAAUCACGAAUGCCUAGGGCACAGAGCUACCCAGAUAAUCAUCAAGAGUUUUCAGACUAUGAUAACCCUAUCUUUGAGAAAUUUGGAAAAGGAGGAACAUACCCGAGAAGGUAUCAUGUUUCAUAUCAUCACCAAGAGUAUAAUGAUGGUCGUAAAACUUUUCCAAGAGCUAGAAGGACCCAGGGGACCAGCUUUCGGUCUCCUGUAAAUUUUAGUCCCACCGACCACUCCUUAAGCACUAGUAGUGGGAGCAGCAUCUUCACCCCAGAAUAUGACGAAAGUCGAAUCCGGAGGAGGGGAAGCGACAUAGACAAUCCUACUCUGACUGUGAUGGAUAUCAGCCCGCCCAGCCGGUCACCUCGUGCUCCAACCAACUGGAGACUGGGCAAACUGCUUGGCCAAGGAGCCUUCGGCAGGGUCUACCUCUGUUAUGAUGUUGAUACAGGAAGAGAAUUGGCUGUUAAACAAGUCCAGUUUGAUCCUGAUAGCCCUGAGACCAGCAAGGAGGUGAAUGCACUUGAGUGUGAAAUCCAGUUGUUGAAAAACUUAUUGCAUGAGCGAAUUGUUCAGUAUUAUGGCUGUUUGAGGGAUCCCCAAGAAAAAACACUUUCUAUAUUUAUGGAAUAUAUGCCAGGGGGCUCAAUUAAGGACCAAUUAAAAGCAUAUGGAGCUCUCACUGAGAAUGUGACUAGGAAAUACACACGUCAGAUUCUGGAGGGUGUCCAUUAUUUGCACAGUAAUAUGAUUGUCCAUAGAGAUAUCAAAGGUGCAAAUAUCCUGCGAGACUCAACAGGUAAUGUUAAACUGGGAGAUUUUGGCGCCAGCAAACGGCUUCAGACCAUCUGCCUCUCAGGAACAGGAAUGAAGUCCGUCACAGGGACACCAUACUGGAUGAGCCCGGAAGUCAUCAGUGGAGAAGGAUAUGGCAGAAAAGCAGAUAUCUGGUAGGUUUUGAUGUGAGAUUUGCCUGGGAACUGACCUGUCACCUUUAUGUAUGUCUA
Molecule: messenger RNA, 2289 nt
Organism: Octodon degus (degu)
Lineage: Eukaryota; Metazoa; Chordata; Mammalia; Rodentia; Octodontidae
Gene: Map3k2
Product: mitogen-activated protein kinase kinase kinase 2
Exons: 16
Coding region: 596-2236 (546 amino acids)
Biological process (GO): protein phosphorylation
Molecular function (GO): protein binding; protein kinase activity; ATP binding
Source: RefSeq, a predicted model, not a curated record